Messenger RNA from Entrophospora sp. SA101, 123 nucleotides. NCBI's taxonomy places the organism in Eukaryota, Fungi, Glomeromycota, Glomeromycetes, Entrophosporales, Entrophosporaceae. The record is from the annotation of a GenBank genome assembly.
AUGAGCAAGACAUUAUCAUUUCGUGCAACACUUGAAGGACAUUCUAAUUGGGUAACAGCAAUCGCAACCACUGCAGAAAAAUCUAACAAGCUUCUAUCAGCUUCUCGUGGUAUGUUUGUUUGA